Messenger RNA from Lycium barbarum (goji berry), 357 nucleotides. RefSeq lists its product as uncharacterized. The transcript has a single exon. The coding region runs from base 1 to 357 and encodes 118 amino acids. Gene Ontology annotation, biological process: chromatin remodeling. Gene Ontology annotation, cellular component: nucleus. NCBI's taxonomy places the organism in Eukaryota, Viridiplantae, Streptophyta, Magnoliopsida, Solanales, Solanaceae. The record is from RefSeq and is a predicted model, not a curated record.
AUGGCGGUUAAGUUAGUUGUGGAAGGGUUUACCUUGAACAUUAUUAGUGCUUACGCACCACAAGCGGGCUUGGACGGGGAGGAGAAGAGGAGCUUCUGGGAGGAUUUGGAUGAAGUGGUGGGAGGUAUACCGCCCACCAAGAAGUUAUUCAUGGGAGGAGAUUUCAAUGGACACAUCGGCUCAACCUCGGGGGGUUAUGAUGAAGAGCAUCGAGGUUUCGGCCUCGGAGUCAGGAAUGGAGGAGGAGUCUCACUUCUGGAUUUCGCUAAAGCCUUUGGAUUGGUAGUAGCUAACUCGCGUUUCCCGAAGAGAGAGCAGCACUUGGUAACCUUUCGUAGUUCGACAGCUGCGACAUAG